ACGACCGAUAAACAAACCGAUUCAAAGACUCUUUAAUUAAACAAGUUUUUUUUUUUUUCAUUCCCUCUUCGUUUCCACCUUCAGCCGGCUGAUUUACCAGACUUUUAUAAGUCGUAAAGUUCCUUACAAAUUUCCAAAUUUCGAAUCCUUUUAAUACAAUUGAUUGUGAUUCAGCUAAUAGGAUUAGAUUGUGUUAUUGAUCGGAUUUUUCGCAUUUGCAGGAUACACAGAAAUCUUGAUAUAAACAGGUGAAUUCUAAGGUUUUUAAUCACUUUUUCUUUUUCUUUCAUCUCUUUAUUGAUCUGAUUACGUUUUGAUUUUGAUUCUUAAUUUGGAUAUGGUUUUUGGGUUUUGAUCAGAAUUUGAUUUUGGCAUCUGGGUCUUAAUCAAAAUUUGAUUUUGAUUUCUGGGUAUUGAUCAAAUUUUGAUUCUCAUUUUUGGGUCUUGGUCAAGAUUUGGCUAUGUUUUCUGGAUUCUGAUCAAGAUUUGAUUUUGAUUUCUGGGUAUUGAUCAAAAUUUGAUUUUGAUUUCUGGGUAUUGAUUAGAAUAUCAUUUUGGUUUCUGGGUAUUGAUCAAGAUUUGAUUUUGAUUUCUGGGUAUUGAUCAAGAUUUGAUUUUGGAUUCUGGGUAUUGAUCAAAAUUUUUAAAAAUAUUUUGGUUGUGUUUUGAUCACUUAACACAAAUGGUCUGUUUCCAUAACUCAGUUCCAGUUAGCCACCAUAUGAACAUGGCUAAUCAUUCACAAAAAUCAUCAAAAAGAAUACCAAUUUCAACAUGUGAACAAUCUUCAUCAGCUUUGAUUGAUUUGAUCAUUCUAAUUGCUGUUAUCGGUUCUUGUGGGUUCCUUAUUUAUCCAUAUGUAAAACUUUUAUUUAAUGGAACACUCGGAUUUCUCGAAACAAUCAUAUUUGUGGUCAAAGAUGAAGUUUUAGAUGCCCCAUUGAUAUACGGAUGUUUAUGCCUUAGUAUUCUUAGUGCAUCAAUGGCUGUUUUGGCUAUUACUAUAUGUACCUCUCAUAAAUGUGGUAAACCGGGUUGUCGUGGGCUGAACAAGGCUGCUGAAUUUGAUAUCCAGCUUGAGUCCGAUAAUAGUCCAACCAAUUCAAGUUCCUCUAAUGGUACUAGUAAUUUGGGUAGAAUUGGAUUGAAAAAAGGAUUGUUUGAAUUGCCAAGGGAUUACCAUAAAGAGUUAGAGGCCGAGCUUAAGAAGAUGGCUCCGGUUAAUGGAAGAGCGGUUCUUGUUUUUCGAGCUAAGUGUGGUUGUUCUCUUGGUAGAAUGGAAGUUCCUGGCCCAAAGAAAAACAACAACAAAAAGAUCAAAAAGUAGUUUAAUGAUAAAUUUUGUGUUUACUUGCAUAUAAAACAUGAUUAAAAUAAGGUGUACGGAUAUGAAGUGGGAAAUAUACAAUCUUUAGUAUAUACCUUGUGAUGAGAUUAUGAUAUAAAGAUUUAUGCUUUGAUGUUCU
This is a messenger RNA of Erigeron canadensis, 1466 nucleotides long. RefSeq lists its product as uncharacterized. The record is from RefSeq and is a predicted model, not a curated record. The coding region runs from base 683 to 1327 and encodes 214 amino acids. The transcript has a single exon. NCBI's taxonomy places the organism in Eukaryota, Viridiplantae, Streptophyta, Magnoliopsida, Asterales, Asteraceae.